CCUACACCGGCCCAGCCUCAAACGCCAAAGCCAUCAUACCAUAUCUCGAUAUGCGCAAGGCAUGCAAUGAGAGCUGUGCAUCCAAAGUCCGCCACAGAGACGAUGACGACCCAGCCGUCGUCGAAGGGUCUCCCGCCGGUGGAUCGCCAUCCUUUUUCUCUUUCCGUCAGGCGUCCGCCAACAAGCCGUCUGCCAACUUGUCAUUCACAUUUCACCGCCAGCACCGACUGGAUGCAGCAAUGCAGGCUGGGUCACAGCAGAAGUGGACGGACAAUACUGUCGUCUUCUGCAUUCAAACCUGGGCGAGAACAACAUAACUUUCAAGAACCCCUUGCCUUGCUGGGCGGACGGUUCAGUGAGCACGCUGAAGUGUAUGCCCGCACUGGGGACACUGCGUCUCUUCGUGUUCCCCUCGUGCUGGAACCCAAUCAGAAUGGUGCUGCCUGCGGGCCAAGCCUUUCCAUGUCAGCUUUUGGCUCAUCCUUUGAUGAAACCUUCUUCACUUGUCGUUACUCCUUUGGGUAAGGUUGAUUUCAGCCCAUCAAGGCCACCUCUUUGGUCAUGAUCCUGGUCCGUCUUGGGUCCCGGGUCCAGUAUCAACUGCACUCGUUUUCCAGCCAUUGUUCUUACUGGCCCAUCCUCUACAAGCAUAGGAAUCCCGUCAGCUACCAUAUGAUGUAAAAGCUUCGGGAUUGCCUCCGUGCAGGUUCUUGAACCUCUCCCUUUUAUCUCUUCUCGUCGUCAACCUCUCCCCGUCCAGUCUCAAGAUUUCCUCCCGCUCCCAUUCCUGAUUCCCAUCAUACCACUGGACUCACCAUGGCAAGCAGUGCAGAGGUCAUCUCUCAACUCAUCGCAUACUGGGGCUUCUCGUGCCCAAAGGAUGGAAGCUUCUACAUCUGUCCUGAAAUGAAGCACGAAUUUCUCGGUUGCUGCACCGUCGACCCAUGCACCGAGGAACGAAACGGUGUCUGCCCGGACGACGAACUCCAAGUUGCAUCCUUCUCUUCCGCAAAAUACAAACUUCUUCCGGGUCAAUCAUGCGACGUCUCAAUUCAAGAAGCAGUAUUCUACACAUGCGCAAAUGCUGCCCCUCCAUUUAUGGGUUGUUGCGCUGACAACCCCUGUAACGCUGGUUGUCCCAAGGAUAAAUUAAGACCGACAGUGUUAAACAAGUUGCCCGGUGAGGAAUGGAAACGUGACUACAUACUCAACCCUGCUGGCACCGGCAUCAGCUAUAACAGCACCAAGACCAAACCCGAGUCCCCCAGCAGCAGCAGCAGCAGCAGCAGCAGCAGCAGCAGUAGCAGCAGUACCGAGCCCCAACCCGAGCCCCCCAGCAGCAGCACUGGAGGACUAUCCACUGGCGCCAUUGCCGGCAUCGCUGUCGGGGCUGUUAUAGCAGUCCUCAUUAUUGUUGCUGGGAUUCUGUGGAAGUGUGGAUGGUUCCCAAGGAAGAAGAAGGAAGGGGAUGUGCAGGAAGGGGAUGUGCCCGGAGCAGCCAUGUCUCAAAUGGGCCCCAUGACUCCCAUGGGCCAGCAAGCAUACCUACACCAAGGACAUCAAGGAUACGGCUACGUCGAUGAGAGCGGACGGUCAGUCAUGAGCAGCCCAAGCACAGGCUACAUGCGAGACUCAUAUGUGAGUGGCCUCACUGCUACCGGCAGCCAGUAUGGCCCUCUCUCUCCCGCCCUUUCCAAGGCAGGUUUCCAGAGCCAACACACGUCACCGAAUCUUGGGCAAGAAGGCUUUGAUCAAAAGUACGGCUACAAUGCUUUCCCAGGCUAUCAGAACAACGGGUUGGGACUAGAUACUGUUUCAGAAUUACCCGUUACCGACCACCAUUUCGGCGCACAGGAACUACCCGCGGGGAAUCAUCCUGGAUUUGAAAUGGACGCCAGCACCGUCCAACGCCCACAGGAACAAAAUCAGCCACAGCAGCAUGUGGGCCACCAGGAGGGCGACCGGCAGGACGUUAACCAGGAGCAAGCUACUUUGCAUGGCGAUGAGAGGAGGAAUUGACCAGAAAGAAAUUUUGAAAAAAAGGAUGAAAAAGAGGGAUGGGCAAACAAGAGGACGGAGAGGGAGCCAUUGCCCACAGGAGGAAUGAUAUUAUGGAAAUUCAAGAUACCACGGCGUCACGGCGAACAUGAAGGGCAUCGGACGUUAUAUAUGCAUGCACAUUACUCCCCCAAACCGGGGCCUUAAUGCAGAUGUCUAUGUUUGCGAUAUCUGUGAAACGCCUCUUUAUUUUAUUUUUUAUUUUUUAUUUUUUUGGCAAUCAGACCGUA
This is a messenger RNA of Neurospora crassa OR74A, 2288 nucleotides long. RefSeq lists its product as hypothetical. Lineage: Eukaryota; Fungi; Ascomycota; Sordariomycetes; Sordariales; Sordariaceae. The transcript is spliced from 2 exons. Bases 817 to 2019 code for a protein of 400 amino acids. The record is from RefSeq and is a predicted model, not a curated record.